This is a messenger RNA of Anopheles moucheti, 3721 nucleotides long. RefSeq lists its product as uncharacterized. The record is from RefSeq and is a predicted model, not a curated record. Bases 572 to 3598 code for a protein of 1008 amino acids. The transcript is spliced from 5 exons. Gene Ontology annotation, molecular function: serine-type endopeptidase inhibitor activity. NCBI's taxonomy places the organism in Eukaryota, Metazoa, Arthropoda, Insecta, Diptera, Culicidae.
CGGAUAGGUUGCUCGAUCCGUGUGUGUACGGUUACGGAUUGUUGGCUUUUUUUCUGUUCUUCCCUUGCUUCGGGAGUACGGCGCAAGAUUUCCGUUCGCGGGUCUGUUUGGGUGCGGCACGCACGCAAGUGUGUGCUGUGAGGACGCGAUUGUGAGAGUGUGUGAGACGAUUAGAUGAUAGUCGCGGCGCAGAACCAGCGGGAUUCUCAGUCAUUCUCGACCAGUUCAUGUGCUUCGGUUGACCAAAAUGUGUUGCCCGUGACCAGUGUUGCUAGUGGGUUGCCAAGUCCAACACCCUGAAUAAUCAGAAUAAAGUGCGAACGUUCCCACUCCACGUCAUAGAGAUAGGAUAACAUAGUGAGAAAAAAAGACUCCGGAAUCCUGCAGCGCCAAGGUGUUCGAAAACGAUCGCGUGUGAUUAAAAGUGUGCGAGAGUGUGGGCUGUCGGAAGCUAAGUGGAAAGUUUUCUCCAACCGAAAUAGUUUACCGACCCGUGUGUGUGUUUUGCUUGAUUUAUUCUUGCGCCCAAGAAGCAGCUUGUCUAAAUUUUCAUUAUAAACACGCAGAACCGAUGUUACACUCCGGGAGCAAAAUGCGUUCCGGUUCCAAUGUGUUCUGGAUGCUGGUGGCAGUAGGGCUACUGCUGCUAGCCAGCGCACUGGAAUCCGAUGCGGCCAACAAUCCAAAAAGUGGUUUGCAAAAACCGGCAUCUGUUGCCAAUCAGCAAGGGAAUCGUCUGCAUGUACCGACCGCCAACUCGAAGGUGGUGUCGGAUAGCGUGACCAAUCUAGCCGCAAGGAUCGCUAACGCGCUGUCGAACCAGAAAAGCAAAACGGAAAUCUUCUCACCCGUCAGCAUAGCGGGAGCGUUGUCGCUGCUGCUGCUUGGCUCGGGCGGUACAACGCAGCAAGAACUGCUUAAAGUUAUGGGCUUAGACAGGGGGCAGCUCUCGUUCCAGGAGAUACACGUCGGCUUCGGGCGCCUGUUUCAAGACCUGGUGUCGAACGAUCCCAGCCUGGAGCCGCUAGUGACCUGGCGCUUGAACGAUAAGUGCAAUCGAUACGAUGAAGAGGAGGAAGACGAAGAGUUCCUACCAGCGCAAUCACCGAGCAAUCCCAACGACUACCCAACCGACUACGAUCCAACAGCGCACUUAAUAACGGUCGCCAACGGUAUAUUUGUCGAGCGCAACUUCCAGCUCAGCGACACGUACCGCAACCAAUCGAUGAUGUACUACAGCUCCGAGGUGCGGUCCCUUGACUUUGAGCAGAACGCGUCCGGUGCGACGCAGUUCAUUAACGGAUGGGUAAGCGAGAAGACGCACGGCAAGAUACCGAACAUACUGGCAUCGACACUGCCCCCCAGCACGGUCAUGGUGCUGGCGAGCGCCCUGUACUUCAAGGCACUGUGGGCGGAAACGUUUAUCGACGGGGCGACGAAGCUGCGGGAAUUUUUCCCGGACGGCAAGGACAAACCGUCGGUGAUGGUGGAGAUGAUGGCACACGGUGGUUGCUUUCCGUUCUACGAAUCAGCCGAGCUGGAUGCGCGCAUCAUUGGGUUGCCGUACAAGAACAACCUGACCACGAUGUACGUGAUCAUGCCGAACGAUUCGAACCGGGCGAAACUGCAGCGACUCAUCCCGAAGCUGAACGGUGAUAAGGUGCAACAGUUGAUCGACAGUAUGUCGAUCAAAACCUCGAUCAUCCUGUUUCCUAAGAUGCACAUCAGCAACACGGUGGAUCUGAAGCGCGUGCUCCAGCUGCUGGGCGUAUCGUCGAUGUUCCGAGCGGAGCGAAGCAAUCUAUCCGCCAUGUUGAACGACCCACCAGCGCAGACGGAUUCGUACCCGAGCCGGGUGCAAGAAGCGGUGGACGCAUUAGCUCCAGCGAGGCGACCUGCGCUAAACACGCCAGCAUACGAACGGAGACCGACUACGGAGCCGUGGUACGAUAGGAAAGAAGUCUUAAUAUUCAACCGUAUCAGUAACGAUACGAAGGAUGAACCGGCCGUAAAUUCUGAAACGGAACAACCACCAACGACAGAACCUGUCCCACAGACGCUCGUACCAUUAACUGCCAGUCCGUCCAGAACGAAUCGGCAGCGUAAAACAAAGCGUGACGUUAGCUACAAGGUGCCGAGCAGCAAGCACGCACAAGCAGGUCCGCUGAACAGCAAGGACUUCAUACUGAACAAGCGCAUCGUCAAGGAAAAUGGCCCAGUGGGGAAGAAGGGUUUGCGAAGGCGUAGCAAACGUGCGGCCGAGCAGCUGUACGUGAGCAACGCGGUGCAUCAGGUCGAUCUGGAGGUGAACGAAACGGGUACGGAAGGUGGGGCGGCCACUAUUGUGACACUGAACCGUUCCGGCACCAGCGUCGUGUUCCGUGCGGAGGCACCAUUUUUGCUGCUGAUUCGCAACGAUCGCACUAAUUUGCCGCUAUUUUACGGACCCAUUUACCAUCCGACUACCAGGAAGGAUCUUAUCAUACAGAUUGGUAACGGGAUCUUCGCCCAACUGGGUACCACGUUCGACGAUCGCUACAACAAGCUGGCCAGAGAUUUGUACCAGAGCGAACUGAAGCACCUUGACUUUGUCGGCGACGAGACCACUUCCGUGCGGUACAUUAACAACUGGGUGAAUAAUCAAACGCGCGGACGUAUAGCGGACAUCGUAUCGCACGUCAGCCCGGACACGAUCCUGAUGAUCGUCAACACGCUGUACUUCCGCGGCCUUUGGGAGGAACCAUUUGAACCGCUUGCCACCCGGAACAGGCGCUUCUUCCCGAACGGACCGGAUGGGCCGGACUCGAUCGACAUCCCGAUGAUGGCCAAGAGUCACUGCAUGCCGUACUACUACUGGCAGGAGGAAAACGUACGUGUGGUCGGUGUGCCGUACCGCCAGAACGUCACCAUGUACAUCUUCCUGCCGAUGAACUCAACCCGGGAGCUGGUGCAAUCGUUGCAGUCCAAAAUUACUGCCGAGCGGGUGAACGACAUUGUAACGAAGAUGAAGAUGAAAUCGGUCACGCUGCUGUUCCCCAAGAUGCAUAUCACCAACUCCAUCAGCUUGAAGAGUGUGCUCCAGCAGCUCGGCGUUUAUACGCUGUUCGAUCGUAAAGAGGCGGACCUGUACCGUCUGCUUACCUCACUGAAUCGGUACGAUGGUAAUGAUCCGCUGGACAUUUUGGACGUGUUGCAGGACACGAAGGAAAACGCUGUGCGCCAGUUGCAGCAACAACAGGAAGGAUGCGUUGUGGCGGAGCAUAAUGGUAUUGAGCGGGGCGAAUGCUUGAAGAAAAACUGUGCGUAUGGGGGCCAAACAUGCGUGUGCUGUGCGGAGGGUGAAGACUUCCGGCGACGCCGCCGACGACAGACACCGAUGCCGACGAAGAAUGAAUCGAUCUUCGUGAACGAAAUGCUGCACAAGGUGGAUGUGACGGUGAAUGAGCGCGGUACAGAGGGAGGUGCUGCUACCGCUACGCUGGUCGAUCGUAUCUCGUCCCAGGUUAGUUUCAUCGUCAACGGACCUUUUCUAAUGCUUAUUCGGGAGGAGACCACUAGAUUGCCACUGUUCUAUGGAGCUGUUUACAAUCCGAAAUAAACCGUUGCCCGGCGGUACGUGGAAGGAUUCAUGAUUUUACAGAUGAAAUUAUUGACAUUACCUCAUUACAUUGAAUGAACUAAUAAAAAAUGCACUCUACAAUGAAUGGGAAUAUGCAGCUGA